Arabis nemorensis is the source of this 210-nucleotide messenger RNA. The record is from the annotation of a GenBank genome assembly. Lineage: Eukaryota; Viridiplantae; Streptophyta; Magnoliopsida; Brassicales; Brassicaceae.
AUGGCAGGAAUCAAAGUCUUUGGCCAUGCUUCUUCUACACCAACCAGACGCGUUCUUAUAGCUCUUCACGAGAAAAAUCUCGACUUUGAAUUCGUUCAUGUCGACCUCAGAGAUGGUGAACACAAGAAAGAGCCUUUCCUCUCCCUCAACAUACUGAAUCUUUGUAUGAAAAUCUUUAAACUGUGUGGUCAAGGAUGUGGUAUUCCGUGA